Molecule: messenger RNA, 1053 nt
Organism: Trematosphaeria pertusa
Lineage: Eukaryota; Fungi; Ascomycota; Dothideomycetes; Pleosporales; Trematosphaeriaceae
Exons: 2
Source: RefSeq, a predicted model, not a curated record
CUCCGACAGCAAUGGUCCAAUCCCAGCGAUAUCUUCUCUCUGCUCCUCUUGGUCGGGGGCGACGUCAUCCUGAAAGCCUUCGUCCAAUUCCAUGGGCGUUACUUUCGGCCCGUAGCUUUCUCUUUCGGCUGGGUCGCGUAUGCCUUCAGCGCGCUACUUGCGGCUGUCGGACAUCUGAAGGUGAUGCCAGAUCCCGACUGCCCGUCGUUACUUAUACAAUGCCACCCAAAGACUGGUAGACGGUACGAGAAUCAGUCGUGGCUGCUCGGCCGUCUCCCUGGCUGGGCAGCGACUGGCGAAGAAACCGUUGAACUUGGACCCGAUGGUAUACCAUUGCGCCCGCGCUUCCAGGUGCAGAUAUGGGUGUAUAAUCUGGACUCAAGGAAGUACAAUGACUCUGGCCAAGCAGAGCUGGUCAUGGACAAGGUUUUCAUGUCUGGAAUCGCCACUUCAAUCCUGCAACUCGGCAUCGCUGCUAUCCCAGCUGGGCUGUAUAGAGAAUGGGAAAUCUUGGUCAUCACCGCGUGUGGCACAUUGUUGGCGUUCAGUACCGGCAUCUUGCACGAAUGGUCGCAGGGUGGAACUGCGAAAUCCAGAGCGCGCCGGCCCCGCGAGGCAACAUACGCGCUUCUACCGGGUAAUGCACCAAGAUACAUCUUCAUCAUCAGGAACGAGGGCACGGUAUUCGAACUAGCCGAUUUUGCAGAAAUCGAUAACACGGGAGGUGUUUCGGCUGUCGUCGUCUCGACCCUCUUGCUCCUCCUAUGGACCGCUCUGCUGAUUACCGUCUCCGGCUUGAAAUCCCAUACAUGGUACAUUGUCGCAGUCGGCGCGGUUGGAAUGCUACAGAAUACUAUCGUUGCGGGGUCCCCUCGCUCGCCUGCUGCAUUGGGACUCCACCUCGAGCAGCAGCACAUAACGAUAUUUCGCGGGAAGAGAGCAAUGGACUUACUAAAAGACGUUGAGGAGUACUCUCCAGGGGUUGGGAUGGCCUUACUACCAGCCCUUUUCCCGGGCGCAUUACGCCCAGACGAUCGUCAAUAUUGGGCAGAC